GCGCGGAGGGGCCGGCGGAGAGCCGCGGAAGUGCACUUGCUGCAGCCAUUUCCUGCUCUUUGUGCGGGCGGCGCGGAGCAUCCCGCGGAGCAUCCCGCGGCGCGGAGCAUCGCGCCCGCCGAGCGCAGGUUACCCAGGGGCUUGGCAUGAGAGCUGAAGGUGAGAGCUCAGGAGGUGACCAGAAGUGUGGGAACUGAACAUCCAGAACCAUGACGACUCACGUCACGCUGGAGGAUGCCUUGUCCAACGUGGACUUGCUGGAGGAGCUGCCUCUGCCAGACCAGCAGCCAUGCAUCGAACCACCUCCCUCCUCCAUCAUGUACCAGGCUAAUUUUGACACAAACUUUGAGGACAGAAAUGCCUUUGUGACCGGCAUUGCCAGGUACAUCGAGCAGGCGACGGUGCACUCCAGCAUGAAUGAGAUGCUGGAAGAAGGCCACGAGUACGCCGUGAUGCUCUACACGUGGAGGAGCUGCUCACGAGCCAUCCCUCAGGUGAAAUGUAACGAACAGCCAAACCGAGUGGAGAUUUAUGAGAAGACAGUGGAAGUCCUGGAGCCAGAGGUCACCAAGCUUAUGAAGUUCAUGUAUUUUCAGCGCAAGGCGAUCGAGCGGUUCUGCAGUGAGGUGAAGCGCCUGUGCCACGCGGAGCGCAGGAAGGACUUCGUCUCCGAGGCCUAUCUCCUCACUCUGGGCAAGUUCAUCAACAUGUUUGCUGUCCUGGAUGAGCUGAAGAACAUGAAGUGCAGCGUCAAAAACGACCAUUCUGCUUACAAAAGAGCUGCCCAGUUCCUGCGGAAGAUGGCAGACCCCCAGUCCAUCCAAGAGUCCCAGAACCUCUCCAUGUUCCUGGCAAACCACAACCGCAUCACGCAGUGUCUGCACCAACAACUAGAGGUUAUCCCUGGCUAUGAGGAAUUGCUGGCUGAUAUUGUCAACAUCUGUGUGGAUUACUAUGAAAACAAGAUGUAUCUUACUCCAAGUGAGAAGCACAUGCUCUUGAAGGUGAUGGGAUUUGGCCUGUAUCUCAUGGAUGGGAACGUCAGCAACAUUUACAAGUUGGAUGCCAAGAAGAGAAUCAACCUUAGCAAAAUAGACAAAUUCUUCAAGCAGCUGCAGGUGGUCCCUUUAUUCGGCGAUAUGCAGAUAGAACUGGCCAGAUACAUUAAGACCAGUGCUCACUAUGAGGAGAACAAAUCCAAGUGGACGUGCACUCAGAGCAGCAUCAGUCCCCAGUACAACAUCUGUGAGCAGAUGGUGCAGAUCCGAGAUGACCACAUCCGCUUCAUCUCGGAGCUCGCUCGCUACAGCAACAGCGAGGUGGUCACUGGCUCAGGACUGGACAGCCAGAAAUCGGAUGAAGAGUACCGGGAGCUCUUUGAUCUCGCUCUACGGGGACUGCAGCUGCUGUCCAAGUGGAGUGCCCACGUCAUGGAAGUGUACUCUUGGAAGCUGGUUCAUCCCACAGAUAAAUUCUGUAACAAGGAUUGCCCAGGAACAGCCGAAGAGUAUGAGAGAGCCACCCGGUACAACUACACCAGUGAAGAGAAGUUUGCCUUCGUGGAGGUAAUUGCCAUGAUCAAAGGUCUGCAGGUGCUGAUGGGCCGGAUGGAGAGCGUCUUCAACCAGGCCAUCCGCAACACCAUCUACGCGGCCCUGCAGGACUUCGCGCAGGUGACCCUGCGGGAGCCGCUCCGCCAGGCUGUCAGGAAGAAGAAGAACGUCCUGAUCAGUGUCCUUCAGGCAAUUCGGAAGACGAUCUGUGACUGGGAGGGGGGUCGAGAGCCUCCAAACGAUCCCUGCCUGAGAGGUGAGAAGGAUCCUAAAGGUGGAUUUGAUAUUAAAGUCCCACGACGAGCAGUAGGACCGUCAAGCACACAGCUUUACAUGGUGAGGACCAUGCUGGAGUCCCUGAUAGCAGACAAGAGUGGCUCAAAGAAGACGCUGAGGAGCAGCUUGGAUGGGCCAAUAGUCUUGGCCAUCGAGGAGUUCCAUAAGCAGUCCUUCUUCUUCACCCACCUUCUCAACAUCAGUGAAGCACUGCAGCAGUGUUGUGACCUGUCCCAGCUCUGGUUCCGGGAAUUCUUCUUGGAGCUGACCAUGGGCCGCCGCAUCCAGUUCCCCAUCGAAAUGUCCAUGCCCUGGAUCCUCACGGACCAUAUUCUGGAAACCAAAGAACCCUCCAUGAUGGAGUAUGUGCUGUACCCCUUGGACCUCUAUAAUGACAGCGCAUACUAUGCUUUGACCAAGUUCAAAAAGCAGUUCCUAUACGAUGAAAUUGAAGCUGAAGUGAAUUUGUGCUUUGAUCAAUUUGUGUACAAGCUGGCAGAUCAGAUCUUUGCCUAUUAUAAAGCAAUGGCUGGCAGUGUUUUAUUGGACAAACGUUUCCGGGCUGAAUGUAAGAAUUACGGGGUGAUCAUCCCGUACCCUCCAUCCAACCGCUACGAAACACUGCUCAAGCAGAGGCACGUCCAGUUGCUGGGUAGAUCAAUUGACCUGAACAGGCUCAUUACCCAGCGCAUCUCGGCAGCGAUGUACAAAUCGUUAGACCAGGCCAUUAGCCGCUUUGAGAGCGAGGACCUGACAUCCAUAGUGGAGCUGGAGUGGCUCUUGGAAAUAAAUCGGCUGACUCACAGGUUGCUGUGCAAGCACAUGACCCUGGACAGCUUCGAUGCCAUGUUCCGGGAGGCCAACCACAACGUGUCCGCGCCCUAUGGGCGCAUCACCCUCCACGUCUUCUGGGAGCUCAACUUUGACUUCCUACCCAACUACUGCUACAAUGGAUCCACCAACAGGUUUGUGAGGACAGCGAUCCCGUUCACACAGGAACCCCAGCGGGACAAGCCAGCCAAUGUUCAGCCCUAUUACCUCUACGGAUCCAAGCCUCUCAACAUUGCCUACAGUCACAUCUACAGCUCCUACCGCAAUUUUGUGGGGCCACCUCAUUUCAAGACAAUCUGCCGCCUUCUUGGCUACCAGGGCAUCGCAGUGGUCAUGGAGGAGCUGCUGAAGAUCGUCAAGAGCCUGCUCCAGGGCACCAUCCUGCAGUACGUGAAGACUCUGAUCGAAGUAAUGCCCAAGAUAUGCCGCUUGCCAAGACAUGAGUAUGGCUCUCCAGGAAUCCUGGAGUUUUUCCACCAUCAGCUGAAGGACAUCAUUGAGUAUGCAGAGCUGAAGACCGAUGUGUUCCAGAGCCUCAGAGAAGUGGGCAAUGCCAUUCUCUUCUGCCUCCUUAUCGAGCAGGCUUUGUCCCAGGAAGAAGUUUGUGAUUUGCUGCAUGCUGCUCCCUUCCAAAAUAUUUUGCCCAGGGUCUACAUCAAAGAAGGAGAACGCUUGGAGGUGCGCAUGAAGCGUCUCGAAGCCAAGUAUGCCCCACUUCACCUGGUUCCCUUAAUAGAGAGGCUGGGCACUCCGCAGCAAAUAGCCAUUGCCCGGGAGGGCGACCUGCUGACCAAGGAGCGGCUGUGCUGCGGGCUGUCCAUGUUCGAGGUGAUCCUGACGCGGAUCCGGAGCUACCUGCAGGACCCCAUCUGGCGCGGGCCGCCCCCCACCAACGGGGUCAUGCACGUGGACGAGUGCGUGGAGUUCCACCGGCUCUGGAGCGCCAUGCAGUUCGUGUACUGCAUCCCCGUGGGCACCAACGAGUUCACCGCAGAGCAGUGCUUUGGAGAUGGUCUGAACUGGGCUGGUUGCUCUAUUAUUGUUCUCCUUGGACAGCAACGGCGCUUUGACCUCUUUGAUUUCUGCUACCACCUGCUGAAGGUGCAGAGGCAGGAUGGGAAGGAUGAAAUCAUAAAAAACGUGCCCUUGAAGAAGAUGGCCGACAGGAUCAGGAAGUAUCAGAUCCUGAACAACGAGAUUUUUGCCAUCCUAAACAAGUACAUGAAGUCAGUGGAAACAGACAGUUCCACGGUGGAGCACGUGCGCUGCUUCCAGCCCCCAAUCCACCAGUCGCUGGCCACCACCUGCUAGUGUGGACACGGACCCCACGUGGGUUGGGAAGGGAGAAGGGACUGGACCCAAACCAGCUGGGAGGGGUAAACUUGGUGUGAGACCUGGCAGCGAAGUGACGCUGGGUCUGCCUCUACACCCGAGGACGCAUCUUCCCCUCGGCCCCGUCUGAGUGCAUGUUCCUCUGUACCAUCCCUGUGAUCGGUUUUACUCGUAGCUUUCGGACUUGGGGGUGGGUGGGGGUGGGUGGGCAAAACGUGCUUUUAUUCCAUGAAGUGGUCUGGUUUCUCCCUGUGGUUUGCCCAGUCAGACACAUCGCUCUGAGGCUGUAUUGCAGCCCCCUGCGUGGGGUCCUGCUGGAGGAGUCCCUUGCUUCCACAGCGCCGGGAACCCGCUCCCACUGCAGGAGCAAUGGGGCAAAUCAACCCCCCCAUGACAUGUGCCACCAGCCACAGAGCAGGAGGGUCUGAAACAAGUCCCUGAUUCACUCUUUGAGGGGAAGAAGGGAUGAAGGCAGGAUGUCACUGCGCCCUGAGGAUGAAGCAGGAGGUGCAGAGGAGCCCUGCUGGUGGGGGUCAUGGAUGGCUGUGUGCCCCAGGCUGGGUGGGCUUCAUACUCUCUGCCUCUCCAGAGUUUUUUAGAGGGAGCUUUGGCAUGUGGGCUUCAGAAUAGCAGUGAUGUAGUCACCAAGUAACUCCUGAGCACUUCAGAGAGCUGGGGAAAGAGAAAAUGGCCUGGCUUUUUCCCUGCUAUGGGACAUCCACUUAUUUUAAAGCAGAGGUUUUCCCCUGAAGACACAUCUUCCAUGGAAUAAAUCAUAUUUCCUAUGGACUACAGAAGAGGCUGCAUUCAUGUGAAUGUGCUCUUGAACAAAUUAACUUGGGUGGAAAUAAUCACUGGUCCUGACAGAAUGCAGGUGUAGUUACCUUGAACAUAUGGGAUCUUUGAUCUUCAGCCAAGGAUGAGAGCUGGGGUGUAUAAUCUCUGUAUGUUCAGGAAUGCUGUUUUCCCUUGGUUUAGACAAAAUCCUAGUGGCACAGUGACCAAAUACCUUUCUCCAGAGAAUGGUGACUAUUAGCAGGGCUUAGGAAACUUCCCAUCACUCAGAAGUGAUGUAAUUGUUUAGAAGAGGUAAAAUAUAGGAUAAGCAUUAAAAAAUACCACGAAUUUUGCAAGUUUAAAGGCUUUCAGAGGGAAUACUGGAGUCUGUUUCCUUUUCCUACUCAGUUAAUCUAAGAUCCCUGGAUAAUUAGAACAAAUUCAGGUGGAACCUGAAGGAGGAUUUCAUAACUCAUGGUCUUCCCUGCUUCCCCUCAGUAGUGUCAUUGGAGUGAUAAAAAAGCUUGUCCUUGAAGAUGAAGGAGAUCAAACCACAUGCUCCAAGAGAAAAUGAUCCCAGCCUCACCACUGGCAGUGUUUCCUCAGCUUUAGCCUGGCCACAGCAGAUAACUUGUGACAGUAUACAGAUGUGAUAAUAUAUAUUCCUUUCAUGCAUUUCAUCAUGCCUUGUAAACUGUAUGCUGUUACAGCUGUUAAAAGGCAGAGCAUGGGCAUUAAUUCUCUCAGAGGGAACAUAGAAUUAAUUAGCAGGAAUGUCCCAGCUGGAGUAUUUUGUCUUAGGAAACAAGAGCCAAACUACUGUUGGCGAGAGGUGAUCUUGGUGGGUGGGAUGAAUUUCUUCUCUCGGACCUUCAUCACCUACUCCCGUGGUAAUCAAUAAAUACCCCACACAUGAUAAGUGCUGGACAUUUUCACACCUUAAGAUUUUUUUAAUUACUGAGACAGACAUUUCAACUGCAGGGAGGAAACUGUGCAGCACAGUAAUCUGAAAGUAAAAUGAAAUCUCAGGAAUUCUGGCUGAAAUCCUGGAGUGGCGGGGAAGGAACCAACCCAACAAGGCAAGUUGUUUCCUCCAUGUUGUGAGGAAGACCAGCAGAAGAGCAUCUGUUAACACUAACAUGGCCCUUGCUCUCUAUUUGCUUUUCCACUAAGGAUGUCAGUUCUGUUUUUCCAUCAUGUUCCAACACUUCUACACUGCUGGAGUGAGGGUAUUUAAAGAUCUGUAUUUUUAAAAGGAAGAGGAGAACCAAGCACUUUAUUUUUUGUGGAAAAUAAGAUAUCAGGAAGAUAGAUCCAACCAAGAUCCAAUUUUUGCUGACCUAAAUAGUAAGUGCUUGUUAUUUUGGUAUGAAAGUGUUGUUGAAAAGGUGGCAAAAGUUCCUGUCUGGCUCUCAGAGCUGCCUCUAGGCACAGCACAAAUUAAAUGUCCUACUGCAUCUGUUAUUAUGGGAUGUUGGAGUCUUUUCAGAAACCAGCAUGAGCAA
Messenger RNA from Empidonax traillii (willow flycatcher), 6274 nucleotides. It is a transcript of the gene CYFIP2, whose product is annotated as cytoplasmic FMR1 interacting protein 2. Lineage: Eukaryota; Metazoa; Chordata; Aves; Passeriformes; Tyrannidae. Gene Ontology annotation, cellular component: synapse; neuron projection. Gene Ontology annotation, biological process: cell projection assembly; cell morphogenesis; apoptotic process. Gene Ontology annotation, molecular function: small GTPase binding. Bases 210 to 3971 code for a protein of 1253 amino acids. The record is from RefSeq and is a predicted model, not a curated record. The transcript has 32 exons.